GGAAGCGCAGGUGGAUGGUGUGCAUCGCUUGGCCAAGCACUUCGGGCUUGUUGCCGAGUCGAAGCGCUUCGCAGAAUCGCAGCUUUCAGGCAGAUUUCACGCAUCAAAUUCAUGGUUCCUUUGUGCCGCUGUGUUCUUUCUUCGGAUGACCUCUUUGAUUGCUGCGAUGUACCUGUCUGCGCAAUACUUCAUUCGCUACAGUCCAGCGGUGUUCCGUUCAAAGCUACCGAAAUCAUUGAAAGAUGGCCUUGCCCUCGAACAGAGUGACAGAUUUGACAGCCCUGAUCCGGAAACUGAGGGAUGGUGGCCAUGUAUUGUCCUAUUUCUGCCGUACCUGGCAUUGAUGAUCGUGCUAGCAUGGGACCUGCGCCGUUGCCAACGGUCAAUCCAAUGGAGCCGGAAGCCAAAACCCACCCAAGUGCUGUAUGCGGAGUAUUUUGGAGUCCAAGGCAAAUUUUACGGCUUCAAAGUUGCCAUGCUGCAGUUUCUCACUGUGAUACUGCAAGCUUUUGGAAAGCUUCAAAUCUUGGGCGGCAUCGUUUCUUUCGCGAUUCAUGAGGCUUCGGAACAUUCAGAGGUGUUCAAACGCUGCUUCUGGGCUUUUGUGGGUUUCCUUUGCCUGAACAGCCUCUAUCCCAGCAUUUUGUUUCUGUUCCCUUCCAAGAAGUCGGUGCGGCUGGGGGCGGCCAUGAUGGAUGCGAUUCUUGAUAUGGCUUACACCAUGACAUACCUCGUCAUCACGUUGCUUGCAAUUUAUGAGCUAAAGCUGGACAAACAAGUUUCAGGGAAUUUUGGGGAUGAACCUGCUGUGAACUUCACAGCGGAAUUGGACGCUUCUUUUGCUUUUCCUUCGGAUUUCCUUGGUUAUUUUGCCGUCUACUAUUCGGUGGCACACGUGUGCACGGUGUGCCGUGCUCUGGAAAACUAUGAGGUGCAACAUAGCAUGCGACAACCACCAAACCUUCAGAAGCGUAGCCAGAGGUCGAUGCAUCCAGCGAACUCUGGUCAGUUCAAAUCAUGCAAACUGAUUUGCAAGGUGCUGUACUCACCUGUCCUGGUGGCGAUCAUAAUCUAUUUGCUGCUUUCGAGCAACACUUACCCUGGGCACUCUGGGGACUUCGGAUGCUUUCCAUGUCGCUGCCAAGUCGUGUCGGAUGGCGCACAGCUGCAGAGUUGCGGUUUGGCAGGGGUACUUCGCCUCAAAGACAUUAGUCUCAGUGAACAAGGCAUCAGCAGUGUGACAGAGAACGCCUUUCGGUUUUUGCCGGGCUUGCAACGAUUGUCGCUCUCUGGCAAUUCGCUGCCUCUCUUGACCAAGAAAAUGCUUUGCCCAUUGAAUGCUUUGAACCUCUUGGAUCUCGGACGUGUGGGCUUGGAACGUGUGGACAAGGACGCUUUUGCGUGCUUAUCAUCCUUAAGGGUUCUGUCCAUCAGCCAGAACCAUUUAAAGCACUUGCCAGAAGAGCUCCUCUACCCAAUGCCAGCCUUAGAGCAGUUGCUGCUGGGAGGCAAGACCAAUGCGAAAGGACUCAGGAUCUUUCAGGGGAAUGAAUUGGAAACUUUUCCACAGAAACUCUUGGAGCAUAGCCCGCACCUGAGAGUUUUAGAUGUGAGCGAAAACAAUUUGAGGGAAAUUCCUGAAGAUGGGUUUGCCGGAAACCAGAGGCUGGAGAUUCUGGACCUACAGAGUAACUCCAUCAGUGAACUGGCUGCUAAAACCUUCGCAGGCCUGAACAAUUUACGGCGACUGGACCUACAAAAAAACCAGCUAACCCAGCUUCCGCCUGACCUGUUGGCUGGUCUGGACAACUUGCAGUCACUCAACCUGAACGACAAUGAACUCGGUGAAGUGUCUCCCAGAGUCUUUGCGGGACUCAGCAGCUUGCAGACACUUGCAUUGAAGAGUAACAAGCUGGGUAAACUUUCUUCUGACAUGCUAUCAGAUUUGUUUGCAGGUCUCAGCAACUUAGAGACGCUUGAUCUGGCAUAUAACGAGAUAUAUGCAGUACCUGCUGGGUUGUUUCAGGAUCUCAGGAAUCUGCAGGUACUCAGCAUGAGGACGAAUAGAAUUAGGAAACUGCCCCACGGAGUGUUUGCGACUAAUCGCAAGUUGCAGACACUCAUCUUGGGGUCCACCGGUCUUGGUGGACUGCCUAAGGGAGUUUUUUCAGACCUUAGUAAUUUGCAAACAUUAAACUGCGAUCGGUGCAGUUUUUCUCCUCAAGACAUUGCAGAGCUAAGAGGUCUCAGGAACUUGAAGACCCUUGACCUGGGCUGGAACCAGGUGGGUGAAAUGCCUGCUGGCAGCCUUGACAAACUCGGCAAGCUAGAGACCCUUGACCUGAGGGAAAACGAGUUGAGGCGGCUACCGCCAGACUUGUUCGCAUUGCUACACAACUUGCAGACACUCAACCUGAAUAAUAAUGCUCUUGGUGAACUAUCUCCUGGAGUCUUUGCUGGACUCACCAGCUUGCAGGUACUCGAAUUGAAAUCAAAUAAGCUGAACAAGCUCUCUCCUCAAGUUUUUGCAGAUUUGUUUGCAGGUCUCAGCAACUUAGAGACACUCAACCUGAAUAGGAACAGGCUGGGUGAACUCUCUGCCGGAGUCUUUUCGGGCCUCAGCAGCUUGCAGAAUCUCGAUUUGGCUUACAACAAGCUGAAUAGGCUCUCUGAUGAAAGAUUAGGAGGUUUGUUUGCAGGUCUCAGUGACUUGCGGACACUCGACCUGCGCCGGAAUGGUUUGCGUGAACUGCCGGCCGAAGUGUUUACCGGUCUCAACAAGUUGCAGAGACUGAACCUGAAUGCCAACUCCAUGGGUCAACUGCCAGCUGGAUUGUUUGAGGGUCUUAGUGAUUUGCAGAUAUUGGACCUGCGCCGGAACUCUUUGAAAGACUUGCCUGCAGGAAUUUUCGCAGGCCUCGGAAAGUUGCAGACACUUUACUUGACUGGAAACUCUUUGGACGAGCUGCCGGAAAUUUGUUCCUUAGUGGAGUGCUGGAGUUAGCGAUCCGCCAUCCAAAGCGAGGGCUCACGGCAUCGCACGGCCAGGGCCAGCUGGGGAUC
Messenger RNA from Cladocopium goreaui, 3063 nucleotides. The record is from the annotation of a GenBank genome assembly. Lineage: Eukaryota; Dinophyceae; Suessiales; Symbiodiniaceae.